CCUCUGGCCGCCGAGCCAGCCAUCAUCGCCAGCAGCCAUCAUCGCCAUCCGUCAUUCGUCGUCCGUCGUCCGUCGUCCGUCGCCGAGAACAAGCACAUUGCCGUCUGCAGCACCGCCAGCAACCCUUGCACAGCACCUGCCCAGAGCCCUGCCACAAUGACCGUCAAGGACCGGACGCUCGAGUUCCAUGCCGCCGUCGACUCGCUCAACUCGCGGAAUCUCUCGCACCAGCCGGACUCUGCCCGGCUUCUGGCCGCACACGUCUCCACCAUCCACACCAAGAGCGACUUUGCCCGCCAUGCCAGCGCCAUCGGCAAAGACAUCAACACCACCGUCGCCAAGUUACACAAGUUGACCCAGCUCGCAAAGCGCAAGUCGCUGUUCGACGACCGCCCCGUCGAGAUCAACGAGCUGGUUUACAUCAUCAAACAGGACCUCGUCAAAAUCAACCAGCGGAUCCUGCAGCUCCAGGCAUUCCUGCAGCAGUCCGCGCAUACCCCUGGCCAUGCCAACAAUAAGCAGACCGAAGAGCACUCCAACCGCGUCAUCACAUCUCUCCAAUCAAAGCUCGUGUCGACAUCAAAUACCUUCAAGGAGGUCUUGGAGAUCCGCACCCAGAACAUGAAGGACCAAAAGUCCCGACGAGAGCAGUUCACCUUUGGCCCAGCAUCGAACCCCACGAUGGCGGCAACUCCGCCUCCAUCAGACUCGCCACUGUACUUUCCCGAGCGGCGCUCGACCCCGAUGACGGACGUAUCCGCCGGAAGCGCCAGUGGCGAGCACAUUGUCGACUUUGGCAGCUCCUUUGGCGAGACCCAGCAGCUGGUGCAGCGCUCGACCGGCGCCAACAUGGAAAUCCUCGAGUCCCGAGCGCAGGCCAUCGAGUCGAUCGAAUCGACAAUUGCCGAGCUGGGCCAGGUCUUUCAGCACUUUGCACGAGUGCUCGCAGAGCAGCGCGAGAUGGUGCAGCGGAUCGACGACAACGUUGUCGAUACCGAGCGCUAUGUCGAAGGCGCGCACACAGAGCUCCUAAAGUACUGGCAGGACCUGAGUCGCAACCGUUGGCUGAUGCUCAAGGUGUUCGCCGUGGUCCUGUUCUUUUUCGUUCUCUUUGUCGUGUUUCUAUAGCGCAUUGACGAUCAGCGGACCUGGCCGAUCGGGUGCUCUCCUGCUCACUCCACGCUUGAGGAGUGGUGAAUAUCUCGGUUUUGGGGAAACAAUAUACAUAUAUAUACAGCGA
Molecule: messenger RNA, 1240 nt
Organism: Polychytrium aggregatum
Lineage: Eukaryota; Fungi; Chytridiomycota; Chytridiomycetes; Polychytriales
Product: t-SNARE
Exons: 2
Coding region: 157-1128 (323 amino acids)
Biological process (GO): endoplasmic reticulum to Golgi vesicle-mediated transport; vesicle fusion; intracellular protein transport
Cellular component (GO): SNARE complex; Golgi membrane; endomembrane system
Molecular function (GO): SNAP receptor activity; SNARE binding
Source: RefSeq, a predicted model, not a curated record